CAUUCGUGUUGAUUGACGAAGACUCGACUGGUUUCAGUCAGACGCAGAGCUCCUUAGUCGCGGCAAGAUCUUUGCCGUGAGAGUUUCACUGUCAGUCUACAGAAAAACAAUGAAAGACCAACAGGAAGCUACUCCAUGCCAGAAAAAACCAACAAAGCUCAGAAAUUUAAUUUACAAAACUGAAGCUUUUGAUUCUCUUCAUCCAAAAGGCAUAGAGAAAACAUUAUGCUCAAAUCAAGUAUGCCUAGGAAGUAUUAUGAGCCUUCCAUUUCAUGGGACAGAACCUAGAAAAAAAGAAGAUAUCCUGGUGCAUGCUAAAGACUUUUUGGAGCAAUACUUUACAUCCAUUCGAAGAUUAAAUAGUGAAGCUCAUCGUUCUCGAUGGGAAAGUGUCCAAAAAGAAGUUCUUUCAACAGGAACUUACCAACUAAGUGAAACAGAAUUAGUUUUUGGUGCUAAACUAGCUUGGAGGAAUGCUGCUCGUUGUAUUGGUCGUAUCCAAUGGUCUAAACUUCAAGUAUUUGACUGUCGAUAUGUUACAACAACAAGUGGAAUGUUUGAGGCUCUUUGCAAUCAUAUAAAAUACGGCACUAACAAAGGAAACAUCAGAUCUGCUAUCACUAUUUUUCCACAAAGAACAGAUGGAAAACAUGACUUUAGAGUGUGGAAUGCUCAAUUAAUUUCUUAUGCCGGUUACAAAAAUAAAGAUGGAACCAUUCUGGGUGAUCCAGCCAACGUAGAAUUUACUGAAUUGUGUUUCAAGUUAGGAUGGAGAGGGCCACGAUCUGGAAUUCGUACAAAAUUUGAUGUACUGCCUUUAGUUCUUUCAGCGAAUGGACAUGAUCCUGACUAUUUCGAUAUUCCACCUGAACUUAUUCUUGAAUUACCUAUUAUUCAUCCGACGUAUAAAUGGUUUGAAGAAUUGCAAUUAAAGUGGUAUGCUCUACCGGCGGUAUCUUCAAUGGUUUUCGAUUGCGGCGGACUAGAGUUCACAGCUGCUCCUUUCAAUGGCUGGUAUAUGAGUACCGAAAUUGGAGCACGGAAUUUUUGUGACGUCAAUCGCUAUAAUCUUUUAGAAACGAUUGCUGUACAUAUGGGAUUAGACACGAGAACAUCAAUAUCUUUGUGGAAAGAUAAGGCAAUGAUUGAAGCGAAUGUGGCAGUUUUGUAUAGUUUCCAGAUGAAAAAUGUGACAAUUGUAGACCAUCAUACUGCAUCGGAAUCUUUCAUGAAACAUUACGAGAAUGAAAUGAGAUUACGAAAAGGAUGUCCAGCAGAUUGGCUAUGGAUAGUUCCACCCGUAUCUGGAUCGGCAACUCCAGUAUUUCAUCAGGAAAUGGCACUUUACCAUCUUAAGCCUUCUUAUGAUGCUCAGGAUCCAGCUUGGAAAGUUCAUAUUUGGAAAAAAGGUCGAGACAAAAAGUGUACAUCGAAAAAGCCAAGAAGAAAAUUCCAUUUUAAACAGAUAGCAAGAGCUGUGAAAUUUACAUCGAAAUUGUUUGGCCGAGCACUCUCUCGACGAAUCAAAGCAACAGUUCUCUUUGCAACGGAGACAGGAACAUCACAGAUGUAUGCAGAAAAGCUUGGAGAACUUCUAGGUCAUGCUUUUCACUCACAAGUCCUUAGAAUGGAUGAAUAUGACAUCAGUAAUAUUGAACAUGAAGCAUUAUUACUCGUUAUUACUUCAACUUUUGGUAAUGGAGAUCCUCCAGAAAAUGGAGAAGCAUUUGCACAAAAUCUUUAUGCUAUGAAAAUGAAUGAGACUUAUAACAAUAGCGAAUCAAAGAUUAAUUUAGCUUCUUCAAAAUCAUUUAUAAAAGCUAAUAGCCAGACAGAAGUAGGAAAUGCUAAAAAAUUAGACAGACUAGAUUCGUUAAGAGGAUCCACCACUGACUCCCAAAAUGAAGAUACUUUUGGACCACUGAGCAAUGUUAGGUUUGCAGUUUUUGCAUUGGGUUCAUCGGCAUAUCCAAAUUUCUGUGCAUUUGGUCGUUACGUAGAUAAUUUACUCGGAGAAUUAGGUGGAGAACGACUUCUCAAGCUUUCACAAGGUGAUGAAAUGUGCGGACAAGAGCAAGCUUUUCGAAAAUGGGCCGCCGAUACUUUUGCUGUUGCAUGUGAAACAUUCUGUCUUGAUGAUGAUGAUACGUUACUAGAAGUUGCUUUAUCAUUAGGAUCAGAAGCGUUAUCAAAGUCUACCGUAAGAUUUGUUGAAGCUGACCCUCAACCAAUUGCCAAAGCUUUGAUGAAAUGCCACAAUAGAAAUGUCACAACUUGUAACAUGUUAAGGAAAACUAAUUUAAAUAGAAAUGAUACUGGGGCAACGACGUUACUGCUUGAGCUAGAUGAUUUAGCAAGUAUGGAAAUUGCCUAUAAACCAGGAGAUCACUUAGGAGUAUUUGCAUGUAACAAAAGCGAAUUAGUAGAAGGAAUUCUAGCAAGAAUAGAACCAACGAUGGAUUUCGAUACUCCUGUGGAACUCCAAACGCAAAAACAAUCACAUACUCCGAAUGGAAUUAUUAAAUCAUGGAUUCCUCAUGAAAGAUUUUCGCCAAAUUCUCUGAGGAUGUUAUUAACAAGAUUUCUAGAUAUAACAACUCCACCUACGCCGAAUUUAUUAAGAUACUUUGCAUCUAUAGCUGAAAAUCCCAAAGAAAAGACUCAACUCAAUCUUUUAGCAACUGAUUCAGCUGCUUACGAGGAUUGGAAACAUUGGAAAUAUCCAAAUUUAUUGGAGGUAUUGGAAGAAUUUCCUUCUGUCAAACCUUAUGCGCCAUUAUUCGUUCUUCACCUAACACCACUUCAACCAAGGUUCUAUAGCAUAUCUUCUUCUCCACUUGUCCAUCAGGGUCAAAUUCAUCUGACCGUUGCUGUGGUUCAAUAUCAAUCUCAAGGUGGAACUGGGCCAAUUCAUUAUGGCGUUUGUUCGAAUUAUCUGAACGAAAUACAUGAUGGUGAACCAUUAUACGUAUUUGUACGCAGUGCACCGAAUUUCUACAUGCCACUUGAAGUCAAAGCACCCAUGAUCUUAGUAGGACCUGGUACAGGAAUUGCUCCAUUCCGAGGAUUUUGGCAUCAUCGACGUGCAGAAAUGCAAAUAAAAUGUGGAGAAGAUUUCGGAAAGAUAUGGUUAUUCUUUGGGUGCCGUCAAAACGGCUUGGAUUUGUAUCGACAAGAAAAACAAGAAAUGCUAGAGUUAGGAGUAUUAGAUAAAGUUUUUAUUGCUCUAUCACGUGAAAAAGGAUUAAAAAAGACUUAUGUACAAGACUUAAUUUUAUCAGAAGCUCAACAGAUUUAUAAUAUGUUAAUUUAUGAGAAUGGACAUUUUUACGUUUGUGGCGAUUGUACGAUGGCUGAAGAUGUCUAUCAAACAUUAAAACUGAUCAUUCAAACACAUGGACAAAUGUCUGAUAAAGAAGUGGAAGCUUAUAUGCUUUCGAUGAGAGAUCAAAAUAGAUACCAUGAAGACAUCUUUGGAAUUACUUUCCGUACUGCAGAAGUACAUAAUCGUUCACGUGAGACAGCUAGAUCACGUCUCUCAACUAAUGAACCUUUAUCAACUUGAAUUCGUUGACCAUUACAAUUAUUAUUUGAUACGAAGCAUAUCGUGAGUCUGUGAAGAUAAAUAAAUUAUACGAAAGAAACCAAAAAAUUAAUAUCAAUAUCAAAAUAAAAUAUUCAGCUAUGAAUGACUUUUCAAAUUAAAUGCAUGAAAUAAUUGAUUCUUCCAUAUUUUAA
This is a messenger RNA of Chelonus insularis, 3738 nucleotides long. It is a transcript of the gene Nos, whose product is annotated as Nitric oxide synthase. The transcript is spliced from 19 exons. Gene Ontology annotation, biological process: nitric oxide biosynthetic process. Lineage: Eukaryota; Metazoa; Arthropoda; Insecta; Hymenoptera; Braconidae. The record is from RefSeq and is a predicted model, not a curated record. The coding region runs from base 110 to 3565 and encodes 1151 amino acids. Gene Ontology annotation, molecular function: calmodulin binding; nitric-oxide synthase activity; flavin adenine dinucleotide binding.